Messenger RNA from Pseudogymnoascus verrucosus, 1811 nucleotides. RefSeq lists its product as uncharacterized. Bases 42 to 1811 code for a protein of 589 amino acids. NCBI's taxonomy places the organism in Eukaryota, Fungi, Ascomycota, Leotiomycetes, Thelebolales, Thelebolaceae. The record is from RefSeq and is a predicted model, not a curated record. Gene Ontology annotation, biological process: regulation of DNA-templated transcription; response to xenobiotic stimulus. The transcript has a single exon. Gene Ontology annotation, molecular function: zinc ion binding; DNA-binding transcription factor activity, RNA polymerase II-specific.
AGCAGCUCUAGUCCAACUAUGCUCAUACCCUCUCAGCCUUCAUGUCGACAACAAUCACCAAGCGCAAGCGCGCGAGGAAGGCAUGCAUCCCCUGCCACGAGCGCAAGCGGAAAUGCAACUCCGAGUAUCCCUGCAGCAUGUGCACAACCUACCAAUACACCUGCAGGUACGCCGGCGACACCACCACUGGUGGCACUACAGGCGUCGGCGUCCAUGCUUCGCCCCUAACCAAGCGCGGCAGCCCCGGCGGCGGAAGCAGGAUGACGGCGGGCCGGGCCGCCCCCACAUCACAGAGUCCCGCCCGCCGGCCUCAUCUAGGGCGAGGACACCACGAAGCCGAUGCCUGCUCGUCGACGAUGAGUCCCGCUGGUGCGUCCGCGGCCUCGACCGCCACGCCUGUCGGAAUAUUUGACGAGCAUAAGUCCCGAUACGCCGGGGCAUCGGCGGCAACAGCAUUCCCGCACGUCCUGGGCGUGGCUUUGGGCUCCAACAGCCCUCCCACGAUGCGCUCCUUCGCCUACAACUUCGGCAUUCGCCCCGAGGAGGCUUCUAAUCCGCAUGGCUUGCUGGGUAGUCUCAUCUCGGAGUACGAACUUGGCUUGUUCUCGGAUAUUUUCUUCUCCGCAAUGGCCCCUAUCGCUGACUACAUGGAUGCGAGAAUCUACGCCCAGCGGUGCCGGGAUUACUACCACGGCUCCGGCAGCCCCGCGAUCGCCUUUGGCGCUAUUGCCGCUGGCGUCGCCGCUCUAGGGUCCUUCCUAUCCCCCAACAGACACCCGCGAGAGCCAGAGCUAGUGCAGUACGCCAAAGCCAUCCUCGACGACCCCGCCUCCAUGCGCGUGCUAGGCAUCGACCACAUCAUCGCCUGGGCCAUGCGAACCUUCUACCUCCGCGCCACAACCCGUCCCAACAACGCCUGGAUCGCGUCGUGCACCGUGAUGCACCUCUGCGAAGCAGUCGGGCUGCACGACGAGGAGAAUAUCAAGAAGAUGGCGUCUGUGGCUGGCGCGGCGGUCGUGGGUCAUGAUGCGGAUCGGUUGAGGAGGAUUUUUUGGAUCUCGUGGGCGGGGCAUAAUUUGCUUUCUUAUGAGUUUGAUCGGUCGUCUGUGAGGUUUCGGGCUGUGAGUUGUGGGGGGGUUAUAACGACGGCGGGGUCUGUGGCGGAUCAGUUCGUGCAGUUGGGUCAGAUUAUUCCAGUGCCUGAUUCGCCGUUCCAGCUUGAUUGCGAGGUGGCAACUCCGAGGGAGGAGCUGUUCGAGCGACUUAAGGCGUUGGAUAAACUCCAAGUUGUCCAUCCGUUCUUAGUGGUUACCAAGGCGGACCUAGCCUUCUGCUUCUAUCGGCGCGUUUACCAGCUCAAGAUGGGCGUGUCAGACGAGAUCGUUAAGCUCGUCAUUGAUGCCGGUAACGCCGCAGGUCAGGCGGCUGAGCAGCUAGCUAGUGAAGGUCAUCUGUUUUGGAAUGUCAUCGGUAGCGCCUUUCAGUAUGCCUGUGUCUUGUUAGCCAUGGACACACCUGCUGCCUCCGUACAUAUAGCCCCUGCAUUCAAGGGCUUGGAGAAUCUCGCCCAAGCCGCCGAUACGGGGCUGACGCGUGAGGCAUUGUCGAUGGCACGGCAUCUACUCAGUCUCACUAUGGGAAAGAAGCGGAGGGAGCUUGCACAGCUGGAAGCUGUUGAUGGGAGCUAUGAACCUUUGCAGGUGCAGCAGGAAUCCGAUACCAACGCCGCUGUGCUAAAUGUAGACUGGGGGUUGGACUGGGACCAGUUCCUCUUCGAGCCACAUCUAUCGAUGCUCGGUCCUAACGUCUAG